This is a messenger RNA of Hippopotamus amphibius kiboko, 950 nucleotides long. RefSeq names its product olfactory receptor 7E24-like. Gene Ontology annotation, biological process: G protein-coupled receptor signaling pathway. Gene Ontology annotation, cellular component: membrane. Bases 120 to 950 code for a protein of 276 amino acids. NCBI's taxonomy places the organism in Eukaryota, Metazoa, Chordata, Mammalia, Artiodactyla, Hippopotamidae. The transcript has a single exon. Gene Ontology annotation, molecular function: olfactory receptor activity; G protein-coupled receptor activity. The record is from RefSeq and is a predicted model, not a curated record.
UUCCAAACGUGCCCAAAUUACACAGAACUCCUGGAAAUCUAAGUGUCUCAGAAUUCUUCCUCCUGGGCCUCUCAGAUGAUCCAGAACUGCAGCCUGUGCUCUUCACCCUGUUCCUGUCCAUGUACCUGGUCACCGUGUUGGGGAACCUGCUCAUCAUCCUGGCUGUCACCUCUAACCCCCACCUCCACACCCCCAUGUACUUCUUCCUCUCCAACCUGUCCUUGGCUGACAUUGGUUUCGUCUCCACCACAGUCCCCAAGAUGAUUGUGAACAUCCAAACUCACAGCAGAGUCAUCUCCUAUGCGGGCUGCCUGACUCAGAUGUCUAUUUUUAUCCUUUUUGGAAUAAUGGAUAACAUGCUUCUGACUGUGAUGGCCUAUGACAGGUAUGUGGCCAUCUGUCACCCACUGCACUACCAGGUCAUCAUGAGCCCACGCCUCUGUUGUUUCUUAGUUUUGGUGUCUUUUUUUGUUAGCCUUUUGGACUCCCAGGUGCGCAAUCUGAUUGUGUUACAACUUACCUGCUUUAAGAAUGUGGAAAUUCCUAAUUUCUUCUGUGACCCUUCUCAGCUCCUCAAACUUGCCUGUUCUGACACUCUCACCAAUAACAUAAACAUGUAUAUUAUUGGUGCCAUCUUUGGUUUUCUCCCUUUCUCAGGGAUCUUUUUCUCUUACCAUAAAAUUGUUUCUUCCAUUCUGAGAGUCCCCUCAUCAGGUGGGAGGUAUAAAGCCUUCUCCACUUGUGGCUCUCACCUGGCAGUUGUUUGCUUAUUUUACGGAACAGGUCUUGGAGUGUACCUCCAUUCAUCUGCCUCAUCUUCCCACGAGAAGAGUGCAGUGGCCUCGGUGGUGUACACUGUGGUCACACCAAUGCUGAACCCCUUCAUCUACAGUCUACGGAACAAGGACAUCAAGAGUGCCUUGUGGAGGAUCAUCAUCAGGAUAGCCUAA